AUUCACUCCUUUAUUUUGUAAGAAAUGUUUUCGUAACAAAAUUCCUAUACUCCGCGCGUGAUCUCUUCCUCCCUUCCUGCGUGUCUCCGAUCAGGAACUUGUUGAUGGGUGCCCCUAAGCAGAAAUGGACAGCAGAAGAAGAAGAAGCCCUCAAGGCAGGAGUUCUCAAACAUGGAACUGGAAAAUGGCGCAAUAUACUUUCGGAUCCUGAGUUUAGUUCGGUCUUGCGUUCACGCUCAAACGUGGAUCUCAAGGACAAAUGGAGAAAUAUAAAUGCCACGGCCAUAUGGGGGUCAAGGCAGAAGGCCAAGCUUGCUCUUAAAAGAAAUCAAAUGGCUGCUAAACAUGAUGAUAACCACAUGGCACUUAUUACUGUACCUCCGAGUGAAGAAAUUGUUGAUCCUAAGCCCCUUGCCAUUUCCAGUGGAACACCAAGGGCAACUGGCUCCAAAAAUUCAAUUUCAAGGUUGGAAAACAUUUUAUUAGAGGCUAUCACUAGUUUGAGAGAGCCUGGUGGUUCUGACAGAGCUUCAAUUGCUUUAUACAUAGAGGAGAAAUAUGCUUCACAGCCAAACCUCAAGAAGCUUUUGGCUACAAAAUUAAAGCUGCUGGUAGCAAAUGGGACAUUGACAAAGGUAAAGCAUAAGUAUAGGAUUGCUCCACAUUCAACUAUUUCAGAAGCAAGAAAAACUCCUCUGCUUGCUUUGGAAGGAAGGCAGAAGGAUUCUACAAAAGCAGAGAAGGACAUCAACAACAUUCUUACUAAAACCCAAGUUGAUGCAGAGUUAUCAAGAAUGAAGAGCAUGACUGCAGAAGAGGCUGCUGCGGCUGCCGCACAAGCAGUUGCAGAGGCAGAAGUUGCUAUUGCCGAGGCUGAAAAGGCUGCAAGAGAAGCAGAGGCCGCGGAAGCUGAAGCAGCAAAAAUUUUUGCUAAAGCGGCAGCUAAAGCAUUGAAGUCUAGGAUGCUAGUUACCUGGUAAAUCUUUGUUCUUAUAUAUUCUUCAAUUGAACAAUGUACAUAGAUCUGGAAACACAGGGUUUCUCAGAAGAUGCUCUUUAUUGGUUGUUUAAGAGGGUUGGAUCUUAACCAAGAGUACAGCUAGUCAUACUCCUGAUAUUUACGCCUUGAAACUGCAGCUCUGUCAAUCAACAAAGCUUUACCACAACUUAACAUCAGCUGAACAAAUUUUAUUUUACUUAUAUUUAUGAGACUAUUUUAAUCUUUUCUUCUCUAUGGUUGAAAAGUUUCUGAAGCAAUGCAUUACUUUUUUUGGGUGAGUUUUGUCUUUGGUCUCAAAUAAUACAGCUCUAUUGUGACAUGUAAUUGUUUAGGAUUUUUGCCCCUAUUUAGUGGUUCUUUUCGCUGUUUAUCUUAUCGAUAUCAGUUGCAAACUUGUGCAGAUGGUAUAGGACAUCAUUUCAUCUUAGCUAGUUGCUGGAACCUUGCAUCAGACUUGACAUCUUGCUGGCCUGGUAUAUCAACUAUGAAUCAUGUCUAUUACUGUAAAUAUAUAAGGCUUGUAAAGAAGAAAAUGUGAGAUCAAUCCAUGAAUUUGUGCUUCUUUUUGGAUGAACAUUUGCUGGGAAGCUUAGAGGUUUUUGUGAUUCUAUAGCUUUAUCUUGUAGUAGAGGGUAUAUAGAUAUGGCAAAAGAAAUAGAGAUGGCAUUGUAAUGGCACUCUUGAGAUAUUAUCUUUUAUUUUAUUGAAAGUCCAUCUGAAUAAAUUGAACUACAGUUUUGCA
Hibiscus syriacus is the source of this 1742-nucleotide messenger RNA. RefSeq names its product telomere repeat-binding factor 2-like. The record is from RefSeq and is a predicted model, not a curated record. Gene Ontology annotation, cellular component: nucleosome. Gene Ontology annotation, biological process: nucleosome assembly. Gene Ontology annotation, molecular function: double-stranded telomeric DNA binding. The transcript is spliced from 6 exons. Lineage: Eukaryota; Viridiplantae; Streptophyta; Magnoliopsida; Malvales; Malvaceae. Bases 105 to 980 code for a protein of 291 amino acids.